CUGUCGUUGCGCCACGUCAGCUGCGCCACGUCGUCGCCAGCAACACCUGCCAGAAGCAACACUUUCCGCACAGAUUCACCCGGAAAUUUCACCUAGAACAUUUGGGCAUUAGUGUCCUAAAUUGACUGUCACUAUAUUACGAUGGACACUUCAACCUCUGGCGGCUCUGAACUGUACUACUACUAGCAGUUUGGGGAACCCCUGACGAAUUCCAGCCAACUCAGCCAACGCAAGACUGAGGCUGUUCUACUAAUCAAGACCGGCCCCAUUGCUUGCACUAUGGACUCAUCGCUGCUCCUCCCCCGUCCAUCACGUCCGUUCACUCCGUCGCAAUCAACGGUCAGAAAUGCAUUUCAGCUUAAAGCAAAACCGUCGUCGUCAAUCUCCCCUUGCGCCCUUUCCGCCAAGCCAUUCCCACGGAAAACCGCCAGCGCGCGCACUUGUGUCAGCGCAGCAGCAGCGCGGCCGGGGGGGAUCCCGCCGCGAGAGGUAGCGCAUGCCGCGCGCCAGCGAGGGAGCUGCGGUAACGGGGGGAGCGCGGGAAACGGGGGCAGCGGGGGGCGCGGAACAGUAGCGGCGGCGUCGCUGAAGCGGCCACCAGUGGGGCUGGGGGCGGAAGGCGCACUGGCGGAGGAGGUGGCGGCGGAAGCGGUAGAGGACCUGCUGGGGGAAGGGGAGGGGGAGGGGGGGACGAGCGCGGCGGUUGCUGACGUGGCAGGUUCUGAGUCCGACGUGGACGGACCCGUGGUAGAAACGCGCACCUGGAGUUGGCGUGGCUACUCCAUCCGCUACCAGACCUCGGGGUCUGAGGGCCCACCCAUUCUGCUCAUCCACGGAUUCGGCGCCAGCAGUGAUCACUGGCGGCACAACCUGAGGGCGCUGGGGGUUUCGCACCGGGUGUUUGCCAUCGACCUGCUGGGGUAUGGGUACUCGGACAAGCCCACCCCGCCAUACCGGAUCAAGGGGCGAGAGGGGCAGGAGGGGCAGCAGGGGCAGCAGGGGCAGCAGGGGCAGCAGGCGGUGGCUGGGAGUGAUGCGAGUAGCGCAAGUUCAGAGUUCACGUUUGAGAACUGGGGCCAGCAGGCCGUUGACUUCGUUGACCAGGUGGUGGGGGAGGAGGCCUUUCUAGUCACCAACUCAGUGGGAGGAGUGGUAGCCCUGCAGGCAGCAGCCUCCCACCCUGCUAAGAUCCGCGGACUGCUCCUCCUCAACAUCUCCUUGCGAAACCUCCAUCUGAAAAAACAGCCCUGGUUCGCGCGCCCCUUUGUGGCCCUCCUCCAAUCCUCCCUGCGCUCCACCUCCCUUGGGGAACAAUUCUUCGCCUCUGUCGCCACCCCCCGCGCCGUGCGUAAUGUGUUACGCCAGUGUUACGGCGACCCUGCCGCAGUGACGGACGAGCUCGUGGAUUUGAUUCUCACGCCGGGGCUGCAGCCGGGGGCGGUGGACGUGUUUCUGGAUUUCAUCUGCUACUCGGGGGGGCCUCUACCUGAAGACUUGCUACCAAAAGUACAGUGCCCUGUGUUGUUCGGGUGGGGGCAAGCUGACCCCUGGGAGCCAGUGGAGCAAGGAAGAACGCUGAAGGACUACCCUUGUGUGGUGGGCUUUGAGGAGUUUCCGGGGGUGGGCCAUUGCCCCCAGGACGAAGCACCUCACAUUGUUAACCCCCUUAUAGAGCGAUUCGUGUCUCAGUACAGCACAGUAGACAAGUGAAGGAUUUUUUUUGGGGUGAAUUUGAGUGGGCAAGGGUGUGGGGGUCACGUCACCUCCCACAGCAUGUGCUGUUUAAACAUCAUUAAUCCUGCUUAACCCAGUAUUUUAGCAUGCCGUUACUGCAACGAGGCCAAAGCAUACA
Messenger RNA from Closterium sp. NIES-67, 1852 nucleotides. The record is from the annotation of a GenBank genome assembly. NCBI's taxonomy places the organism in Eukaryota, Viridiplantae, Streptophyta, Zygnematophyceae, Desmidiales, Closteriaceae.